Molecule: messenger RNA, 546 nt
Organism: Malassezia restricta
Lineage: Eukaryota; Fungi; Basidiomycota; Malasseziomycetes; Malasseziales; Malasseziaceae
Product: iron-sulfur cluster assembly protein ISA1
Exons: 1
Coding region: 1-546 (181 amino acids)
Biological process (GO): iron-sulfur cluster assembly
Cellular component (GO): mitochondrion; cytoplasm
Molecular function (GO): 2 iron, 2 sulfur cluster binding
Source: RefSeq, a predicted model, not a curated record
AUGUUCCGCAUUGCUGCUUUUCGUCUGAUUCACCAAAAUGGAACUCGUCCACUUUUAAGACAGGGACUACGAAUGGUAGCCAGUGAUGCUACGCUGUCCUCUGGAAGCGGUCUCACCAAAGAGCGUUUGGGUCAAGCAUCGCCUUCUCCGAAAACUAGUGUAUCAGAAAAACGCUCGAAGGUCUCUGAGCGAAUUCAACAGCGAGCACAAAAAAAGGCUGCCAUCACACUUACACCCACUGCUGUGGAACACAUGAGACGACUGAUGCAUGCUAGUGAUGGUCCAAAGCUUGUUCGGGUGGGUGUAAAGAACAAGGGUUGUGCUGGUAUGAGCUAUCACCUUGAAUACGUCGAACCUGGCCAAGAAGGCAAGUUUGAUGAGCGUGUGAAGCAAGAUGAUGUAGAAGUCCUGAUUGAUUCACGCGCUUUAUUCAGUAUCAUUGGCUCUGAAAUGGACUGGAAAGAGGAUCGAAUGUCGGCACGUUUUGUGUUCAACAACCCCAAUGUGAAGGAUGCCUGCGGAUGUGGUGAGUCUUUUAUGGUCUAA